Molecule: messenger RNA, 1644 nt
Organism: Colletotrichum orchidophilum
Lineage: Eukaryota; Fungi; Ascomycota; Sordariomycetes; Glomerellales; Glomerellaceae
Exons: 2
Coding region: 1-1644 (547 amino acids)
Source: RefSeq, a predicted model, not a curated record
AUGUCGACGACGAAGCUUCUCUCGGCUGUGGUCUGGUUCUCAGGCCUGUCACUACCGACCAGAGCCCUGGCCCCAAGAGACGACACCGGUGACAUCGAAAAUGAAGAGGAAAGACAAGAAAAAGGCGAGAGCAAGGGCAAGAGCAAGAAGGGAACAGGCAGAGAAGGCGUACCGAAUGUCCCCGCGACGACACCCGGGCUCGACACCCUGCGCACCGGAACCGAUUUUGCGCCUGUCCUCGGGCCCGGGACGAACAACAGGGAUCCAAACAACACCAACAAUGGAGCACCUGCCUAUAACGAGGAACCGCCACCGCCUCCUCCUCCUUCGGAAAACCCUCAGGUCCCGGAGAACCCUCCAAAUCAGGAGCCCCCUCCACCUCCCCCUCCGCCAGAGGAACACCCACUGCCUCCGCCUCCGCCUCCGUCUCCGGAGACCAACGCACCAUCGGCCCCGCCUCCCCCUGCCUCCACCACCUCGGUUGAAGCUCGAAGGUCAACAAUAACGCCCGGUUCAAGUCCCGUUCUCUCAACCUCGCGAACUCCAGUGCAUCCAGUCUCGUCUUCUCCAAUCCCGGUCCGCUCGUUUCCACCACCAGUUUUUUCCCAGCCGAGUGUAGCCCCGCCCAUCUUUCCUCAGCCGCUUCCACGACUAAGUUCGACGCCCGAGCUUCCCCAAUCAAGCUCAACUACAGCUAUUAUUGUUGUAGCUCCGCCGCCGACGUCAACUCCACAGACCACGUCGCCGCCACCUGCUCAGUCGACUGAUGCUGGCAGCAGACCCCCAAACCCCCCGGCGCCAGCUGCACCAAGCUCAACUUCUUUGACGGACCAGCACGGCGCCAUGAGCGGCAACACAUCGCAGGGCAUCGAGAGCAACCGGGGCCUUGUCAUCGCCCUGAGCACUGUGCUCUCUGUGCUUGCAGUCAUUAUCAUCAUCAUCGGAACUAUCUUUUUUUGCCAUCGAUAUCGCCGUGGCCGCCUCCCCUUCAGCCGUAGGGGCAACAGCCCGAUCGACGAUGAGGAGAUUGAGUCUUGGAAAGCCUGCCGGACAAUCGAGAAAUGCACGACCGUUGUCGUGGACAAGCAUGACUCGGCAGGUCCCAUUCGCAAACCGGCCAGCGUGAUCGUGUACCAAAACCAAAACCAAUACCAGCCGCGCCCUUCUACGGAUACGACCCCACCACGCUCUCUAUAUCACAAGCGGAGCAUGGACAAGAAGAGUAUUGAAAUACCUCAAACUCCCGUUCUCGCACGAGCCCCAAAUGCCCGCGUUGGUCUCACUGACGACACCGUCGAGGGUGACCUCGCCUUCCUCCCAUCUCCCAAGCGACAGAACUCCAGGCUCUCCAAGUUGCCGUCUCCCCGUCGUGGAAGGCAUCGCAGCUCUCGCAGCAGCGCAAGUGUCGGUAGUCUACGCGAACACUGGUACGGAUAUCACACUGAUACGGAACUGUCUCCCCGUCCAUCGGUGGACACUUACUUCCGCAUGCCUUCCUCGGCACACUCGGACGGCAAGCACCAGCGUGUUUACUCGUCACCUUCUCACCCUCCCAGGCUAUCACUUGACGAAGAAUACCGCAUGGGUGGCCUCUCCCCACGCCCUUUUCUUCGGCAAUCGGAAAUUGGCCUUGCCGUAGGUUGA